GACGAACCAGAGUCGAUCCCGCCUAGAGAUUUGGUACAUCGCCUUCUCUCCCUUCCAACGGAAGCCCCGAAUAUUUUAAGUCGCUCUCCCUCGCUCGCAAAAUGGCGUCAAAAACUCCAACUCUAUCCAAGACCUUCUGGUCAUCUCCGACACACGGAACUCGAAUUUCAGAGAUUUUGUAAAGAGCUUGACUUCUCUAGAUUCUAGGGUUAGGGUUUUAUUUCCCGAGAGGACGAGGAGAAGAGGAACGACUUCAAUGGGUUCGGAAGGUGUCGUCCGAGAUCUGCCAAAGAUCCCCGAUGCUGAUCUUGAUCAGGCUCCUGGGAGGCGCCGCGUCCGAGAUUCCUACAAGGAAAUGCAGUUCAGCAUCGAUCAUUGCUUACUGAAGGCAUCAUAUACUGGGGUGAAAAUGAAGGAGAUGUAUGAAGUUAAUUCUAGAGGAUUAGAGAUUUUCACUAAAAGUUGGCUUCCAGAGACAUCUCCAGUAAAAGCAACAGUUUGCUUUUGUCAUGGUUAUGGGGACACUUGCACAUUUUUCUUCGAAGGAAUAGCCAGGAAGUUAGCAUCAUCUGGUUAUGGAGUUUUUGCAAUGGACUACCCUGGAUUUGGUCUUUCCGAUGGCCUUCAUGGAUAUAUUCCCAACUUUGAUAGCCUUGUUGAUGAUGUCAUUGAGCAUUUCUCCAAAGUAAAAGAGAAUCCAGAAUACAGAAGCCUCCCAAGCUUCCUGUUUGGAGAGUCUAUGGGUGGAGCAGUUGCUUUGAAGGUGCAUCUAAGACAAACUCAUGCAUGGGAUGGUGCAAUUCUUGUUGCGCCUAUGUGCAAAAUUGCAGAGGAUAUGGUUCCACCUUGGGCGUUGAAGCAGUUUCUCAUUUGUAUAGCUAAAGUUCUUCCCAAAGGGAAGUUAGUUCCACAAAAGGAUUUGGCAGAGAUGGCAUUCAAAGACCCAAAAAAGCGAAAGCUGACACCAUAUAAUGUUAUCGCUUACAAGGGCAAACCGCGUCUGCGGACUGCUGUAGAGUUACUCAGAACCACUGAAGAGAUAGAAAGCCGUUUGGAAGAAAUUUCUCUGCCACUACUGAUCCUACAUGGAGAGGCAGAUACUGUAACCGACCCGUCUGUGAGUAAGGCUUUGUAUGAGAAAGCCAGCAGUUCCGACAAGAAGUUCCUUCUUUAUAAAGACUCAUACCAUGCUCUUCUAGAAGGCGAAUCUGAUGAGAUGAUAUUUAAAGUUCUCAAUGAUAUCAUCUCUUGGCUGGACGAGCAUAGCACCAGAAAUGCUCCUUGAUUAGCUGAUCUUUGCCUCUGUAUUUAUUAUUAUUUUUUUUUUUGUGAAUUUCAUAUGUUACUUUUCUUUUUUCUUCAUCAGAUCUUGUCAUUUAUUUUCAGACAAUUUGGAUAUUUUAUCAACUUUAAUUAUUGUUUCAAAUAAACAAAUUAUGUAAUUUAUGUUGUAAUUAAUAUUUUUCGGGAUUAGUUUUCA
Messenger RNA from Magnolia sinica, 1480 nucleotides. Its product is annotated as caffeoylshikimate esterase. Gene Ontology annotation, molecular function: lipase activity. The coding region runs from base 257 to 1285 and encodes 342 amino acids. NCBI's taxonomy places the organism in Eukaryota, Viridiplantae, Streptophyta, Magnoliopsida, Magnoliales, Magnoliaceae. Gene Ontology annotation, cellular component: membrane. The record is from RefSeq and is a predicted model, not a curated record. The transcript is spliced from 9 exons.